CCAUGCCCCUCAAGCCUACUAGCCAUCUCUCAUCUCGAUCCAGAGACCGGAGCUCACUGGCCUUAAUUACAAACUCAUGCCUAGCCUGAGGCACAGCAGCUCCUUAGUGAAUCUGAUCGACAAGCAGCUUCACCAGCUCCCCACAUCAAAGAUGAUGAAGAUCAGCAAGAGCGCCCCCAACCUCCUGAAGAAGGCCGUGACGUCGUUCAAGAGCAAGACGGACGCUCUAAGAACGAAGCUCAUCAUCCUGGCCUCGCUGCGCCGCAGGAUGGCGAUGAUCCGCGCAGUGUCUCGCCAGAUCCACGCGCUCGCCGCAUCGGGUGGCCGGGAUAAUAGGCAGGCCGCGGUGGAGCACGGCGGCAAGGCUCUCGCUCCGCGCAAGGCGGCGGCGGCGGAGGCGGCGGGCGAAGAGGCAGCUGGUGAUCAUGGCGGCGCCGGCGAGACUCCUCGUCUUGGUCUGUUUGAGGUGGCAGUGUUUGAGGAAGAUCACCAUGGCUACUACCCUGACUGGACCACCUCCCUCUUUGACGAUGACGAUGCUUGCAACCGUGAGGAGGAGGAUGCCCACGACGACGACGAGCAGGAUGAUCUUGAUCUCGAUGCGUUCGACGAGACCUCGGUCAUCGACAUCAUCAGGAGCAACCGGGAGGCUCAAGGGUUGGAGUUCAGCAUUGAAGAUGACAUCGACGAGGCUUGCGAUAUGUUCAUCAGGAGAUGUCGCAGCCGGAUGAACCUUAGUUUCUAGUGAUCUCGGUUUUUGUAGUUUGCUCGAGUGAUGUAAGCAUGAAGAUACUAUUAGUACUGACGAGUUGAGAGACAACAUAAGGUGUACGUGUGUGAGAGAUGCUAAGAUUUUGGUAGCACGCAGCUAGGGAUUGGAGGACAUGAAGAACUUGUUUUGAUGGAAGCAUAAUAUGACCACUUUAUUAUGUGGCGUGGCAACAAAGUGUUCUGCACAUUGCUUGCUUGACACAUGCACUGCAUAGUAAUUUUGCAAAGGAAAAAAAGUCCAUUUUUCAA
This is a messenger RNA of Panicum virgatum (switchgrass), 1020 nucleotides long. RefSeq lists its product as uncharacterized. Bases 77 to 745 code for a protein of 222 amino acids. The record is from RefSeq and is a predicted model, not a curated record. The transcript has a single exon. Lineage: Eukaryota; Viridiplantae; Streptophyta; Magnoliopsida; Poales; Poaceae.